AUGGAGGUGCCCGCCGGUCCGCCGCCAGCUUAUACGCGCGAAGAUGCUACGUACGCUCAGGUCGCCUUGGGCUUGGACAAGACCAUUGAACUUGGUUCUGAAUUCAAGAACGCUCUAUCUGCAUUCCGAGAUUUCCUCACUAGUCAGGAGAACGAUAGGCUCAAUAGGGAUCAGCUGCGACUACUCAGAAGUCGGGCGGUACAUGUCCUAGAAGAGUGCGCCAAGUAUAAGAACGAAGGAGGCGAUCCUUCACUGGUGCUGUCUAUAAUAACCGAGAUAUUCACGGGAGUAUCGAAAGAACUGGAAAAGGGACCGCAAUGGGAGGAAGUUAUCGCAGAUCCUUCAGCAACCCGGGGUUUAGAAUCAGCGAUUGGGAAUGCAUUUGAUAGACUAGAGGAUCAAAUGCGCCAGAUGGCAAAGGGUGAGGGUAUGGAGUCUACGAUGUACAAACACGAGCUAGAAAAGGCACGAGAAAAUGACCGUAAGAAAAUAGAAGACUUGGAGGACACUAUACGAAAUCUCCAAGGCUCUAUACACCAGACCCCGAAUGAAGCUCUUCAGAAUUCGAUAAAAGAGAAGCUCAAGAUCAUUGGGGAUUCAUCUCCUCACGUACUGGAAAAGCAAAUCGAUGCCAGAAGAUCGUUGGCAGUCAUCGCCGAACUCACGGGGAAGUCUCUACCUGCGAGCACAAUGCUAGACCGGAAGUUCGUUACGAUCGGAAAUCAGGCAAUAAGCCAAGGCUCGAGCUACGACGUGUUCGUUGGAGAGUAUUUCACAGGGGAGAAGAUUGCGAUCAAGGUGCUGAGACACAGGGUCGAUGAGGAGACCGCAAAACGAACACAUCAGCGUUUCGCUAGAUUAACCGAGAACUGGUCUGCACUGAGGCACGACUGUAUACUUCCAUUCUAUGGAGUUGGGGUGAUGCAGUCACCGGUUUCACCUACAGAGUACCAACUGUACUUGGUCUCUCCAUAUUUACAAAACCAAGACGUCAAACGCUACAUUAAAAUGUACCCCAAGGUGGCUGCACACGCUCGAUUACAAAUGGCCCUAGACAUCGCUCGCGGACUUGAGUAUAUGCACGAGGGAGACGAUUUGCUCGAGGGCAAAGGGAUGGUGCAUAGCGCACUUAAUAUAUACAAUGUGCUGGUUAAAGAUAGCGGAAGAGCUGUCAUUUCUGGCUUUGGCCACGCUAAGACUUCCAAGCUAGCUUUACAGGGACCCGAAAUCUUGGAUGAUGCUGUUCUCACGUUCGGAAGCGAUAUCUGGUCGUGGGCCAUGACGUCACUUGAGAUUCUUACAGAUGAGCCACCAUUUGGACAAAAGACGAGAGGAACAAAGAUUAUCCAAAUGAUUGGGACGAACAAACGUCCGGAGCGAGCAAGCCACACGAAGAUAGAGGAGUAUGAAAAUAGCGACGAAAUCUGGCAGCUAUUUGAAGACUGUUGGAAGAGGCAGCCAGAAGAACGGCCGAGUGCACACGAGGUCGUGCAGCGCUUCAGGCCACUUGUACGGGAGUUCGGCAAGAAAAGCGAUACGACCGUACAGAAACCACCACCUCCAUCGCAUCCAAGGACCGAGUAUGGCCGGAGUGAUCCAUCCGUGAAACAGGGUGUACCACCGCCUGGGCAGCACCAACUAGGAAAGCCCGAUCAGCCAACGGUCCAGGGGCAAUCCCCUGCAUCAGGUACUGGGGGAGUCAGCGGGGGAGCCCAAGACGGCAGAGCAACUAAACCAGUCGCACCAGGCUCGACGCCCCCUCCGCCCAGCCCAUGA
This is a messenger RNA of Rhizoctonia solani, 1776 nucleotides long. Its product is annotated as Tyrosine kinase specific for activated. Gene Ontology annotation, biological process: protein phosphorylation. The coding region runs from base 1 to 1776 and encodes 591 amino acids. Lineage: Eukaryota; Fungi; Basidiomycota; Agaricomycetes; Cantharellales; Ceratobasidiaceae. Gene Ontology annotation, molecular function: protein kinase activity; ATP binding. The transcript has 13 exons. The record is from RefSeq and is a predicted model, not a curated record.